AUGGAUAUGGAUAGCAUGUUCUCAGGCUCUUCUCUGCAGAGCCUUGCCAAACUGCUGCGUGAUGCUCCAGAAGAGGAUGAUGAUGAUGAUUAUGAUGAUGUGCCACACUGUUCUGUUGGUGCCAUGACUCCUGGGACUGUUGGACCAGUAAAGAAAGAGACUACCAGUAGUUUUCAAGUGAAAUCUGAAAACAAGAAAACCAUUUGGAAUACAGAGGAGGUCCCAGAAGGAUCUGAAUUUGAUGAUACCUGGGACCCUAGAGAAAAGCCAGAGUAUGAGAUUUCAUUCAAGCAGCAUGUGGGAACAGAGGAUGUCUUCUUUGGGAUGACUGGGAAAGACCCCUCCACUGCCUGCUGUGAAGAUAUAGUGAUUAAAAUCAAGCUGCCAGAGACAAAGUACUCAGACAUCACAUUAGACAUCCAGGACAAGGUUCUUGACCUUCGAACUCCCAAAAAGAAGCUGCUGCUGCACCUCCCCUACCCUGUGAACAGCAAGGAGGGUAGAGCUCGUUUUCUCUCUGAAGAGGAGAUUUUGGAAGUCACUUUGAGAGUAUCAAGGAAGAUUGAUUUCAUAAAUUUUUCUGAUGGAUAG
Messenger RNA from Cinclus cinclus, 591 nucleotides. It is a transcript of the gene DNAAF6, whose product is annotated as dynein axonemal assembly factor 6. Bases 1 to 591 code for a protein of 196 amino acids. Gene Ontology annotation, biological process: axonemal dynein complex assembly; flagellated sperm motility. Gene Ontology annotation, molecular function: dynein intermediate chain binding; protein-folding chaperone binding. Gene Ontology annotation, cellular component: cytoplasm. The transcript is spliced from 6 exons. NCBI's taxonomy places the organism in Eukaryota, Metazoa, Chordata, Aves, Passeriformes, Cinclidae. The record is from RefSeq and is a predicted model, not a curated record.